AUGGAAAUCUUUACUUUGUGUCCUCUCGACAAGGUGCGCACUUCUAGGCUAUUCGAUCUCGACUACGGUAGCCGCCAGUGUGAAACCCUCUCUCCAGCAUCUUAUGGAGGUAGCAGGAAUAGUGAUGCAUGUGCUGACGGCGGCAACGAUGGUAGGCUUCCAGCCCCUACGUCCGUGACAACAUCUACUGCGUGCGGUAUCGGACAGGCAGCUUGUAUAAAUGCUCACUACUGCGCCUCCAACGUGGCUAUAGAGGAGGACCCAUUGGCCAUCAGACUUAUGACCUUCUGUGCAGACUCUCGACGCCUCAUUGUAGCUGGAAGUUUGCAUCUCUGCAUCUUUCAGUUUGCGCGUCGUGAAACCAACAUUGAGAUCCCAGUAUGCAACAGGUUUUGCAAAGUCAUUGCCUCUCCUGCAUCUUCUCUGGCAAAUCUUUCAUUUGAGAGUUUGUGCAUUGGGAGCCUCCUGGUGGCCAACAUUUGA
This is a messenger RNA of Protopolystoma xenopodis, 483 nucleotides long. Lineage: Eukaryota; Metazoa; Platyhelminthes; Monogenea; Polystomatidea; Polystomatidae. The record is from the annotation of a GenBank genome assembly.